Molecule: messenger RNA, 2235 nt
Organism: Moneuplotes crassus
Lineage: Eukaryota; Ciliophora; Spirotrichea; Euplotida; Euplotidae
Source: the annotation of a GenBank genome assembly
UUAUUAAUUAAUAUUAUUAUCAAACUCUAAAUGGACGAAGACUCUAACAGCAAUAGCUUUCUUGAACCCCUGCAAAAGGAAUCGAUGACGAAGAGAAAUAGCGCUAAUGCGAGAUGAUACCAGAAUAAACCUCAACCUAAACAGAGUAAGAUAUAGCAACCACUCCUGCAGUUAGAGUAGUAGGUGCGGAAGAUUUUACCUCCAACGUUGUCAUGACGCCUAUAGAAGUCAGCAAGUUUGAAGAGGACAAAGAUCCGUCAAUGAACUUCGAAAGAGACCUUGAACCAAAUAAUGUUGGCAAAGGAGCCAGAACUAAGGACAAUACCUGAAAUAGAAGAGGAAUCAGACGGGGAAGAAAACAAUCUAGGUCCCUACUUGGUAUCAAGAAUAGCAAGCCAGCAGAUCUUUGAAAGCCUGAAGAUGGCAGUGCAAAGGCUCGGAUAAAGGAGAGUCUCCUUAAAGUGCCCCUCAAGUCUUCCAGCUCUGCUAAUAUCGGAAACUGAAUGGGUAGGAAAGACAUUGAAGCACAGACUUUUGAAGUUCAAAGGAGGUACAAUAUUCUCAAAUGCGUUGGAGAAGGAAAGCAAGGAGCGGUCUACCUUUCCUUAGACACCGAGACUAAAAAGAAAGUCGCUAUUAAAAUAGUCAACAAGGAUCCUGAAGAACAGGAAAGGUUCAAACAGGAAGUGAAAAUACUGAAAUUAAUCCAAAAUUUCCCACCUGAAAAAUGUUUUCCCGAGAUCUAUGGAAUUGAAGUCCGUAAAACAUCUUAUUUAGUUUCCGAGCUAUUAGGAGAUAGUUUAAUGGAUAUCCAAGAGAAAUUCCAUUGAACUGGAGGCUUUACAUUAAAAGUAGUAAUAAUGAUUGGAAUUCAACUUCUUGAUAGAAUAAGAACUCUCCACUCUGUUGGGUAUGUCCAUGGAGAUAUAAAGCCAUCAAACAUUAUGUUUGGUAAAGGAGAUAAAAAGAAUAUCUUAUACCUUAUUGAUUAUGGACUCUGAAAGUUAGAAUGAAAAUAUAUCAAAGAAAAUCUCCCUAGUUCGAUUUUCAAUAAACAAUACUUAUGGCUGCAUGGCACUCCUUUAUUUGCUAGUAUAAAUGCACAUCUAGGAUGGUCGAAAAUGUUCAAAAAGGAUGAUCUUGAAAGCUUUAUCUACAUGCUAAUCAAUAUAAGAAGCCCUGUCUUACCAUGGUUUAAGAUCCCUAUCAUUGAUGACAACUACAACAAUAUUCUCCAAGCAAAGAUGAAAAUUACCCCUGAUGUGUUAUGAAAAUAACGUGCCAGAAGCGUUCAAAAAGAUCUAUGUCUACAUUCGGAAGCUAAAGCACUACGACCCUAUAGAUUACGAUCUCAUUAAGCGUUACUUACUUGAAGCAGCUUCAGCACACAACCUGAAUAUCCCUGAAGAUAUGUCAAAGUUCAAAUUUUAUUGGCUGCUUGAGAGCAAGCGUAACACAGAUGAGCUCUACUACUCUAAGCGUAAAAAGCACCUCCAUUCCUGUGUUUCGUACUACAAUAAGUCCAAUAGUGAUGAAAUGGGCAUGAAUAAGUCAAUAAGAUCCCCGAAAAAGGAACUAAAGCCUGAGAUUAAGAAGAAAGAGGAAAUUAAACAAGAAUCUAAACUACAAAGGAUUAAUGAAGGUCAGAAGACCAUUAAGAAUCGUAAACGCAAGUUUAAUAGAGGUACUAAGAAGAGAAUGAAUCUUGCUGCGGCUAGAGGCUACCAGAGUACAGUUAACAGCUUCUCAUAGCAUCCAAGGUUAAAGGCAUAGGAUCUCCUGGGCUUAACCGGCUUAAUAAAAUCCAAGCUAGAGAUUUUAACCAGAGAAUGAUGAAAAUGCUCCAUGUUAAUGCAAGCAAAAUUGGUCAAUCAAAUAACUCGGUUAUCUCAAGUCCUUCCAAGAAUAAAGAUGGUGACUCAAAAUUCAACUUCAAUAAAAGAUAUGAUGACAGCAGCCAUGGAAGAGUUGAAGAGAAAAAGCAAGUUCUAGCUAGUCAGAAAAGAGUUGACCAGGUUAAGAAUGCCAUUAAAGAAGAAGAUAGUGGUGUGGAAAAGAUUUCUUCCCUCUCUUACAUCGAUCUACAACCUGAUUUUCUUCUUGAACUCGAUGAAGGGAUGGUAAAACAGACUCCUUCUGUCCUAAAUGCCAAGCCGAUGCAUCUCAAAGAAAUAUUAACCUAUCGAGAUUUACCUGUGGAAGAGCUUAAGGUUAACAAAUUGUCUUAAAUUCUAA